GCUACGACCCUCACCAUACCAAUUACUACUUAAAAACAGUCCUUGCUUUUCACUUUGCUUCAGUGCUUCUUCUGCCCAAAUCCAAACCUCGCAGUUCUUCAUCAUUUCAUACUCCAAUUCAUCAUUCAGAAACCUAUCUCUCCUUCACAAUCAUUUUCCGCCCUUUCGUAUAUCCACAAUGUUCAACUGCACUGUUUCUUCUUCCAACAGGACCACCGCUUUCGACCGUUUCUACACUCCUCCGCUUUUCCGAAAACUGCAUCCAGACCACCGGAAAAAGUUCAAUUCUGACUCGGUCCAACCGGAUUUGCAAACCGCUUCUUACGAACCGGCAUUGUCCCCCACUGCCUGUCUCAGUAAUAUGGAUCGUCUUUUGGACGCAUUCACACCCUCCGUCCCUGCUCACUCGUCCCGCGAGCCUAAAAUGAAGGGACGCCGAACUGGUUACUCCAGUACCAACAAUAGCAGUGGACGCCUAUAUAUUGUGCUCGAGGAUCUGUGGGAAUCCUACAGAGAAUGGAGCGCCUACGGUGUAGAGGUGCCAGUAAGCCAUGACGGAGAGGAGGAGGCAAAAAUAUACUAUGCGCCCUCCCUCUCUGCAAUUCAGCUAUAUGCUCAGGGGAGACUUGAAGAGGACAGUAGCGCUGAGUCUUCUCAGGAGACAAACUGCUCUGCUGAGCAGCUUGUCUAUGAAUUCUUCGAGGGAGCUCUGCCACAUAUUCGGCCUCCUUUACAUGAUAAGGCAAGUUUCGUCCUUUCAGAUCUACCUAUUAAAAUCUCCCCCUGA
This is a messenger RNA of Vigna angularis (adzuki bean), 787 nucleotides long. RefSeq lists its product as uncharacterized. The transcript is spliced from 3 exons. Lineage: Eukaryota; Viridiplantae; Streptophyta; Magnoliopsida; Fabales; Fabaceae. The record is from RefSeq and is a predicted model, not a curated record. Bases 179 to 787 code for a protein of 202 amino acids.